CAAGGACGUCGAGAAGGCGGGCUGGUCGUUGUUAUGGAGGCUGAGUGAAGACGUUUGCACGGUUGUGCUAUGCAAUUGAAGAUUUUACAAUAUAACUGACUGAAAAAAUUGCUACUUGCAUCAGCAACAAUGAGUGAGCAGAGCCUAACGUCCGCUCGCGCGAACGUCAUGAUAUACGACGACGCGCACAAGAAGUGGGUGCCGUCGGGCAGCUCCUCCGGGCCGUCCAAGGUGCACAUCUACCAGCACAUGGUCAACAACACCUACCGGGUGGUGGGCCGCAAGCUGCAUGACCAGGAGGUGGUCAUCAACUGUGCGGUGCUGAAGGGGCUCAAGUACAACCAGGCGACGCCGACGUUUCAUCAGUGGCGUGACAACAAGCGGGUGUAUGGCCUGAACUUCUCCUCGGCCGACGACGCCGCGCUCUUUGCGCAGACCAUGCUGCGCGCCAUUGAGGUGCUGACACUGGGCUCUGCGCCGCUGCCGCCGCCGCCUGCCUUCGACCAGCAGCGCGGCCUGGCGCGCCAGCUGUCGGCCACCUCGACGGCGCCAGCUCCGGUCGCUGUGUACCAGGAGCCGAGUCAGCCUGACUACAGGGCCGGGAGGCAGGAGCCGAGUCAGCCUGACUACAGGGCCGGGAGGCAGGAGCCGAGUCAGCCUGACUACAGGGCCGGGAGGCAGGAGUCGGGGCAUCCCGACUACAGGAGCGGCAGGCAGGAGCCGAGCCAGUCCGACUACCGGGGCGGCAGGCAGGAGGAACCGCCCGUGUACAGGGGCAUGGUGCGCCAGGAGUCGAUGCCGUCGGAGGCGGCCGGCUACGUCAGCGCGGCGCGGCCGGAGCCGGCCCAGGUGGACGCCGCCGGCUACAUGAGCCUGACGCGUGCCGAGUCGCCGGCCGGGCCGGAGCGGCGCUACUCGCAGCACCAGCACGGCCUGGCCGCCGCCAUACAGGGCACGCGGCUGAAGAAGACGGCGGGCCAGCGCUAG
This is a messenger RNA of Pollicipes pollicipes, 987 nucleotides long. RefSeq names its product protein enabled homolog. Bases 130 to 987 code for a protein of 285 amino acids. Gene Ontology annotation, molecular function: SH3 domain binding. NCBI's taxonomy places the organism in Eukaryota, Metazoa, Arthropoda, Thecostraca, Pollicipedomorpha, Pollicipedidae. The record is from RefSeq and is a predicted model, not a curated record. The transcript is spliced from 6 exons.